Molecule: messenger RNA, 318 nt
Organism: Acaulospora colombiana
Lineage: Eukaryota; Fungi; Glomeromycota; Glomeromycetes; Diversisporales; Acaulosporaceae
Source: the annotation of a GenBank genome assembly
AUGUCCAGAUCUUUGAGACCCCCACGACUGCUCAUUGCGGCAAUGACAACUGCUCCUGCAGUGGUACCUGCAACUGUGCCCCCGGUGAUUGCAAGUGCGGCAGCAAGUAAAUGCUUUCCAACGCAUCCAAUGACUCGUAUUCAUAACUUUUCACCUGUCAUGCACGCCAAAGGAGCCCACCUGUCCCAAUUGCCUAUCUUGCGCCUUUCCUCAUCGUCGACGAAUAAACACAACCCCUUUCUUGGGCGCCCCAGCUGUAGCCCUUAUCGCAAGAACGAUGACGUUCCCGCAGAGAAGCCCUCGAAAUCAGGUGCCUAG